AUGCCUCAGCUGCUGCAAAACAUUCACGGGAUCAUCGAAGCCUUCGGCUGCUAUGCCAGGUCAGAGGGUGGCUGCAAAGUGCUCACGCGGGGGGAGCUGAAGAGGCUCCUGGAACAUGAGUUUGCUGACGUCAUAGUGAACCCCCAUGAUCCCUCGACUGUGGAUGAAAUCCUGCGCCUGCUGGAUGAAGAUAACACAGGGACUGUGGAGUUCAAGGAAUUCCUGGUCCUCGUUUUUAAAGUCGCCCGAGCCUGCUUUAAGACACUGAGUGAGAUUCCUCGGGGUGCUGACAAGUCUGAAGGCUGCUAUCCCGGAUCCUCAAAAGAGCUGGCGCAAGGCCAGAUAGGUGGCCCUGGAGUGGGGAGGGAUGCAGCAGAGCAGUGCCGUGAGGACAGCAGCUGGGGACAGAGGGAUCGGGCGUCUAAAGAACAGGUCAGGGUGGGGACACACACCCAGAGUCAGGAAAGCUACCCUACACAGGUCAGCAGUCACAACAGGGAGGUUGAGUCUCAGAGACAGAAGAGGGUAAGCCAGCAAACACAAGUGACAGGACAAGUGGAGCAGACCCUGAGAACUGAGGACAAGAGUUGGAGCAGAGAGAGGAGGUCAGAGAGGCAGUCACAGACUAGCCAGCACACGGAGGAGACCACAGCCGGUGCUUUCCAGACACAGGGGUCCGCCUGCGGCCAGAACAGAGGGACAAACAGCCAUAGCCAAGACAGGAGCCAGGCAGGCCAAGCUGCUACACAACAUGACCAGACACAGGCAGGGUCUCAUACUCAGACACACACCCAGAGGGAAGAAGAGGGCUGGAGGCAGCAGACAGGAAGUGGCAGCAUCCAGACACAGGAAUCCAUCUAUGACCAGAACAGAGAGACUGAGACUCACAGCCAAGAUAGGAACCAGGCAGGCCAGGCUGCUAAAGAACAGCACCAGGCACAGGCAGAGCCAUACACUCAGACACACACCCAGACGGUGGAACGAGGCAGGAGUCAGCAGGCAGGAAAUAGUAGCAUCCAGACACAUGGGGCCAUCUAUGACCAAAACAGAAGGACUGAGAUCCAUGGGCAAGACAGUAGUCGUGCAGGACAGGUAGGGACGGGACACUUCCAGACACAGGUAGGAUCAUAUUCUCAGACCUUGGAGCACGAUAGGAGCCAGGCUGCAGGUCAGAUAGGGGCUCCAGAAAAGAGACAAACCCAGAUACCGUCAGGUAUGGGGCAAGGCUGGACACCAGUAAGCAACUGUGAGACAGGAGAGCCAGGACUAGGAGGCCAGGUCCAGACUCAGACAAGUACUGUAGAAGAAAGACAAGACUGUAGCAGCAAUCACCCAAGUCCAAAGGGAGGGCAGAGAGAGAGUGUACCCACCGUGAUCAGAGAUGAGUGGGUCAAUGACCACACAAGGGAAAUAGUGAUCCAAAGCCAGAAUCCAGGUAGCCCGCACCCUCGUGUUCCUUCAGCCCAGGGCCAGGAUACAGCACAGAUGGAGGAGAAGAAAGGAAUCACAGCCAAGGGACUAUAUUCCUACUUGAAGACAGACCGGCCAUGA
Molecule: messenger RNA, 1551 nt
Organism: Peromyscus maniculatus bairdii (prairie deer mouse)
Lineage: Eukaryota; Metazoa; Chordata; Mammalia; Rodentia; Cricetidae
Gene: Crnn
Product: cornulin
Biological process (GO): regulation of phosphatidylinositol 3-kinase/protein kinase B signal transduction; positive regulation of cell cycle G1/S phase transition; cellular response to cytokine stimulus
Molecular function (GO): calcium-dependent protein binding; transition metal ion binding; calcium ion binding
Source: RefSeq, a predicted model, not a curated record